Messenger RNA from Spirodela intermedia, 3071 nucleotides. NCBI's taxonomy places the organism in Eukaryota, Viridiplantae, Streptophyta, Magnoliopsida, Alismatales, Araceae. The record is from the annotation of a GenBank genome assembly.
AUGGACGGAAGAAGAACCCUAAACCGCGCCAUGGAAGAGGACUCCACCAAGUUCAGCCACCACCACCACCACCUCCUGCUGCUCCGCCACCACGGCUUUCCCUUCCACGGCGGCGCCGGCUACCAGGCCUACCCCGCUCUCCUUCCCCUCCUCCCUCCGGUGGCGGCGCCGCCGCUAUGGCCUCCCCGAGCCCCCCCCGUGCUCCCAAUCCCUAGAGGUAUCCUCUCUCUCUCUCUCCCUAUCUAUCUAUCUAUCCAUCUAUCUAUCUAUCUAUCUCUUUCAUGAUUUUUAAUCGUAUCCUUCUGGGCAGCCAUGGAGGCGGCGCCACGGCAGAAGAUCAGCUACCCCGUUGCCAAAAAAGCCGCAGCGGCGCCGGCGCCCGGCAAGGACUGUUCGCAUAAGAAACCGGCGGCGGCGGCGGCGGCUGCAAGAAGACCGGACGGGGGGGGACAAGACGGACGGCAGAUCCACCUCCUUGCCAAUCACUUCCGAGUUGACUUUGAUCCUUCCUUGCGAGUCUUCCACUACGACGUGGAGAUCUCCCCUCGCCCCUCCAAAGAUCUCGCAAGACUGAUCAAGAGGAAGCUGGUCCACGACAACCCCGCCGUCUUCUCAGGUCCGCCGCCCGCCUUCGACGGCCGCCGAAACCUCUACAGCCCCGUGGAGCUCCUCCCCGACCGACAAGACUUCCUCGUUACCCUCCCGCCGUCUACUGACGGCGGUGCUGCGGCCUCUGAGGGAGCUCUAAAGCCUUUCAGGGUCUCCAUAAAGCUGGUCUCAAAGCUAUCGGCGGAGGGCUUAACCAGGUACCUGACGAAGGAAGAAGACGAUAACGGAGGGGGCCAACUUCCUCCCCAGGAGCUCCUCCAUGCCCUCGACGUGGUCCUCCGGGAGAGCGCCACGGAAAGCUGCACUCCCGUAGGGAGGUCCCUCUUCUCCACUGCCAUGGGCGGCGGCGAGGACAUCGGCGGCGCCGCCGUCGCCCUUCGGGGGUUCUUCCAGAGCCUCCGUCCGACCCAGCAAGGACUCGCCCUGAACGUUGACUUCUCCGUCAUGGCCUUUCACGAACCCCUCGGGGUCAUCCCCUACCUCCAGAAGCGCUUCGACUUCCUCCGGGACCUCCCGCAGAGGAAGACCAGGGAGCUCGCCGGAGAAGAGCGGAGGGCGGUGGAGAAGGCGUUGAAGAACCUGCGAAUCUCCGUCUGCCACCGUCGCUCCGACCAGCGCUUCCGAAUCCUCGGCCUGACGGAGGUUUCCACGGAGAAGCUCCGUUUCAGGGACAGAGAUGGGAAGGAACUGACCAUCGUCGACUACUACAGGAACCAGUACGACUUCGAGCUCCAGUUCCUGAAUCUUCCAUGUCUGCAGAUCAGCAGGAGCAAACCCUGCUACCUGCCCAUGGAACUCUGCGCCGUCAUGGAGGGACAGAAGGUCCUCGGGAAGCUCUCCGAGGAGCAGACGGCAAGGGUCCGCAAGAUGGGCUGCCAGCGGCCCGGCAAGCGUCGGGAGAUCAUCGACGCCGUCAUGGGCGGCGCCGCCGGCCCGACAAGGUGAUGGAAGAGAAAGCUCGGUUUUUUUUCCUGUGAAAAUGCUCGAGAUUGCUGCUGACUGAGUUCCUUCCUGAGAGCAGCGGGCCGUACGCCGGCGGAUUCAACCUGCGGGUGUCGAGGGAUAUGACGCGGCUGAGCGGACGGGUUCUUCCGCCGCCGAAGCUGAAGCUCGGCGACGGCGGCCAUGUCCGGGAGUUGACCCCGAGCCGCCACGACCGGCAGUGGAACCUCCUCGACAGCCACGUGGCCGAGGGAUCCCGGAUACGGCGGUGGGCCCUCGUCAGCUUCGGCGGCGGCCACGAGCAGCGGUCCUCCAUCCCCCGCUUCGUUUCCCAGCUCGUCCACCGCUGCAACCAGCUGGGGAUCUCCCUCAGCAGAACCACGGCAGUGGCACCGAUGUUCGAGCCACUCCACACGCUUGGCAAUGCCGCCCUGCUCGAGUCCAAGCUCCGCCAGGUCCACGCCGCCGCCGCUGGCGACCUCCAGCUGUUGGUCUGCGUCAUGGAGAGGAAGCACCGCGGCUAUGGCGACCUAAAGCGGAUCGCCGAGACCGCCGUCGGCGUGGUCACUCAGUGCUGCCUCUACUGCAACGUCGCGGUGCCAGCAUCGCAGUUCCUCGCCAACCUCGCCCUGAAGAUCAACGCCAAGCUCGGCGGCUGCAACAUGGAGCUCUCCAGCCCUCUCCACCGGCAACUCCCCCGCGUCUUCUCCGGCGAGGAGCCGGCGAUCUUCAUGGGCGCCGACGUGACCCACCCGCACCCGCUCGACGACACGAGCCCCUCCGUCGCCGCCGUGGUGGGCUCCCUCGACUGGCCGGCGGCGAACAGGUACGCCGCCAGGAUGCGGUCGCAGGCCCACCGGGAGGAGAUCAUCCAGGAGCUCGAGGACAUGGCGGGGGAGAUACUGGAGGAGUUCUUCCUCCGCGGCUCGCAGAAGCUCCUCCCCGGGAGGAUCGUCUUCUUCCGCGACGGCGUUAGCGAGACCCAGUUCUCCCGGGUGCUCAAGGACGAGCUCUCCGCCAUUAGAGCCGCCUGCAAGAGGUUCCCCGGCUACCAGCCCCGCAUCACCUUCGCCGUCGUCCAGAAGCGCCACCACACCAGGCUCUUCGGCGGCGCCGCCGCCGCUGCCGACGAGAACAUCCCCCCGGGGACGGUCGUUGACUCCGUGAUCACCCACCCCCGGGAGUUUGACUUCUAUCUUUGCAGCCACUGGGGGACGAGGGGGACCACCCGACCCACGCGGUACCACGUCCUGUGGGACGAGAACGGGUUCUCGUCGGACGAGCUUCAGCGGCUGAUCCACAGCCUCUGCUACACCUUCGCGCGGUGCACCAAGCCGGUGUCGCUGGUGCCGCCGGCGUACUACGCCCACCUCGCUGCCUACAGAGGGAGGAUGUAUCUGGACAGGAGCGACAUCGGCGGCGGCGGGAUGGCGGCGGUUUGCCGGUCCUCCGCUCCUCUGCGAGCGCCGCCGCUGCCAAAGCCGAGGGACAGCGUGAAGAAGCUCAUGUUCUAUUGCUGA